UGUGCGGGCCGCCGGCGCCGCGCAGAAGUUUGCCGAGCGCUUUCUCGCCGGCUGGUCCCGGACUCGCGCGGCGCCGCGAGCCGCCUCCUCCUUCUGCCGCCGCCCUGUUCUCCCGGGAUUCCUUCUCUGCGGACAGACGCUCUGCUGGCGGGAGGCUGAGGUGGGCCAGGGGGGAUCGCCGAGGAGGAGCGGCGGGGGCUGUUCCAGUGACAGCUUCGCGUCGGACGCGGGGCGCGUGGAGCCCUGGCCGCCGAGAAUCUCGCCCACCUUCCCGCGGCCUCCGGGCGGGCGAUGUGGCCGCCGAGAGGAAGGAGGGCGCCCCGGAGAGCCUAGAGCCUGUUCCUGCCCGCUUGGGGAAGGGAGCAUGGAGUUGUGAGCGCCCCUCGCUCGGCGAGGCCGCCGCCGGCAGGCUCCCCAUGGCCGGGACCUACAGCUCCACUCUGAAGACGCUGGAGGACUUGACCUUGGACUCCGGGUAUGGGGCCGGGGACUCGUGCCGCUCCCUCAGCCUCUCGUCCUCCAAGUCCAACUCUCAGGCGCUCAACUCCUCGGCGCAGCAGCACCGCGGGGCGGCCUGGUGGUGCUACUCCGGCUCCAUGAACAGCCGCCACAACAGCUGGGACACGGUGAACACGGUGCUGCCCGAGGACCCCGAAGUGGCCGACCUCUUCUCGCGCUGCCCGCGCCUCCCGGAGCUGGAGGAGUUCCCCUGGACGGAGGGAGACGUGGCCCGGGUGCUUCGCAAAGGCGCCGGCGGCCGGCGGCUGCCCCUGUUCUCCGCCGAGGGGGUGCGGCGCCUGGCCGGGCUGCUCCGCAGGGCGCUCAUCCGCGUGGCCCGCGAGGCGCAGCGCCUGAGCGUGCUGCACGCCAAGUGCACCCGCUUCGAGGUGCAGAGCGCCGUGCGCCUGGUGCACAGCUGGGCGCUGGCCGAGAGCUGCGCGCUGGCCGCGGUCAAGGCGCUGUCCCUGUACAGCAUGAGCGCCGGCGACGGGCUGCGCCGCGGCAAGUCGGCGCGCUGUGGCCUCACCUUCUCGGUGGGCCGCUUCUUCCGUUGGAUGGUGGACACCCGCAUCUCCGUGCGCAUCCACGAGUACGCGGCCAUCUCGCUCACGGCCUGCAUGGAGAACCUGGUGGAGGAGAUCCGGGCCAGGGUGCUGGCCAGCCAGAGCCCUGAUGGUGGAGGGGCCGGGGGCGGGGAGGUGUCCGCCGAGGCCCUGGAGAUGGUCAUCAACAACGACGCCGAGCUCUGGGGCGUCCUGCAGCCCUAUGAACAUCUCAUCUGCGGCAAGAACGCCAAUGGUGUCCUCUCCCUCCCCGCGUACUUCAGUCCUUACAACGGUGGGUCCCUGGGCCACGACGAGCGAGCCGAUGCCUAUGCUCAGCUGGAGCUCCGGACCCUGGAGCAGUCCCUCCUGGCCACCUGUGUGGGAAGUAUUUCAGAGCUGAGUGACCUGGUGUCCCGCGCCAUGCACCACAUGCAGGGGCGCCGCCCGCUCUGCCCGGGCUCCAGCCCCGCCCGCCAGGCCCGCCAGCCGCCCCAGCCCAUCACCUGGUCCCCCGACGCCCUCCACACGCUCUACUACUUCCUGCGCUGUCCACAGAUGGAGUCCAUGGAGAACCCCAACCUGGACCCCCCGAGGAUGGCGCUGAACAACGAACGGCCCUUCAUGCUGCUGCCGCCGCUGAUGGAGUGGAUGCGCGUGGCCAUCACCUACGCAGAGCACCGCCGCAGCCUCACCGUGGACAGCGGCGACAUCCGGCAGGCCGCCCGGCUGCUGCUGCCUGGCCUGGACUGUGAGCCCCGCCAGCUCAAACCCGAGUGCUGUUUCAGCUCCUUCAGGAGGCUGGAUGCCCGAGCGGCCACCGAAAAAUUCAACCAGGACCUGGGCUUCCGCAUGCUCAACUGUGGCAGGACGGACCUCAUCAACCAGGCCAUCGACGCCCUGGGCCCAGACGGGGUGAACACUAUGGACGACCAGGGUCUGACGCCGCUGAUGUACGCCUGCGCGGCCGGGGACGAGGCGAUGGUCCAGAUGCUGAUUGAUGCGGGAGCGAACUUGGACAUCCAGGUUCCAAGCAACUCUCCCAAGCACCCCUCCGUCCACCCCGACAGCCGGCACUGGACCUCGCUGACGUUCGCUGUGCUGCAUGGACACAUCUCUGUGGUGCAGCUGCUGCUGGACGCCGGGGCCCACGUGGAGGGCUCAGCAGUGAGUGGCGGUGAGGACAGCUACACGGAGAGCCCCCUGCAGCUGGCCUCUGCGGCUGGGAACUAUGAGCUGGUCAGCUUGUUGCUGAGCCGAGGCGCUGACCCCCUGCUCAGCAUGCUCGAAGCCAAUGGCAUGGCCUCCUCCCUCCAUGAGGAUAUGAACUGCUUCAGCCACUCGGCCGCCCACGGCCACAGGAACGUCCUGAGGAAGCUCCUGACACAGCCCCAGCAGGCCAAAGCGGACGUGCUGUCCCUGGAGGAGAUCCUGGCCGAGGGCGUGGAGGAGAGCGACACCUCCAGCCAGGGCAGCAGCAGCGAGGGGCCCAUGCGGCUGAGCCGGACCCGCACGAAGGCCCUGCAGGAGGCCAUGUACUACAGUGCCGAGCACGGCUACGUGGACAUCACCAUGGAGCUGCGGGCACUGGGCGUCCCCUGGAAACUGCACGUGUGGAUCGAGUCUCUGAGGACCUCCUUCUCCCAGUCGCGCUACUCAGUGGUGCAGAGCCUCCUGCGGGACUUCGGCUCCAUCAAGGAGGAGGAGUACAACGAGGAGCUGGUGACCGAGGGCCUGCAGCUCAUGUUCGACAUCCUCAAGACCAGCAAGAACGACGCCGUCACGCAGCAGCUGGCCACCAUCUUCACGCACUGCUACGGCAGCAGCCCGGUGCCCAGCAUUCCCGAGAUCCGGAAGACGCUGCCCGCCAGGCUGGAUCCUCACUUUCUGAACAACAAGGAGAUGUCCGACGUGACUUUCCUGGUGGAAGGAAAGCUCUUUUAUGCGCACAAGGUCCUGCUGGUGACGGCUUCUAACAGGUUCAAGACGCUGAUGACCAAUAAAUCAGAACAAGAUGGCGACGGUGGCAAAACUAUUGAGAUCAGCGACAUGAAGUACCACAUUUUCCAGAUGAUGAUGCAGUAUCUGUACUACGGAGGGACAGAAGCCAUGGACAUCCCAGCUGCUGACAUCCUAGAGUUGCUGUCAGCUGCCAGCCUGUUCCAGUUGGAUGCCCUGCAGAGACACUGUGAGAUCCUGUGCUCUCAGACCCUCAGCGUGGAGAGUGCCGUGAACACCUACAAGUACGCCAAGAUCCACAACGCCCCUGAACUGGCCCUGUUCUGUGAAGGCUUCUUCCUCAAGCACAUGAAGGCCCUGCUCGAGCAGGACUCCUUCCGGCAGCUCAUCUACAGCCGCAACAGCAAGGUGCAGGGCCUGGACCCCCUGCAGGACCUGCAGAGCACCCUGGCCGAGCGCGUGCACUCUGUCUACAUCACCUCUCGGGUCUGAGGGCAGUGGGGACGCGGCAGGGCGGCAUAGCCUGCCGCCUCUGGGCCGGGGCUCCGAGUCUAGGCGUCCCGGGUGGGGAGGGGGGCCUGAAAGGCUGGGAGCAAGUGCUUCCGGGGGCGUCUGAACAAGUACACACCUGGGCCCUGUGGAUGGGUCGGAGCCCCGCUGUGGGGGUAGGGGCACUGGCUGUAGGCCUCCUUGGAGCCAGGCUCAUGGGGCUCCGUUUCCCCCUCAUUCUGCAGACCCCCUCUCCGGUGUUAAUCGGUCCUUGGGUAGGCUGAUGUGCUCUGAGCCCCCGGUCACUGGGCGGCCCCACUGUCAGCCCCUCUGCCCCAGGGUGGUUUGCUUGACGAGUGAUGGGCAGACAAGGCCAAAAGGUGGCCCUUCCCCCCACCCCCGACCCCAUACUGUUUGCACCUCGAGGGCCACGGUGCACUCACCCUCGUGUGCCCCUUUUCCCCUCCUGGAGGUCUAGGGUUGACCCUGAUUCACCCCUGCUUGAAAGAGCUUCUGACCAUUCAUUCCAGGCUCUGACCACCCACAAUCCCCAGGCCUCCCCAAGCUCGGACUGUCCCAGCUGGGGCCCCUGGGGGUAUGGGCAUCCUGAUGAAGGUAGAGAACUUACACUCUGGGCCCCAGGCCACUUCGUGCCGAAACUGGUAUUUUUCCUCAAGGUCACAUCAGAAAGGCUGCCCAAAUCCUUGAACUUCUUCCUCAAGGCUAGGCCUUUGUGAUGUGAGCCUCCGAGGGCCUGAAGAUCCCUGCCCAGAGGGUCACUUACAGUCCUAUUUUCUUUGGUGUCUAGGCCUACAGAGGCCCUCCUUUGGGGGAGCACACCCCUGCUCUGUUAGUGUGAGAAGGCGGUUCCCCCAGGUGACGCCCUCGGACUUCCAGGCUGAGCCAGGGGCGGCAUGGGGGUGCAUAGGGCACAGUCUGCUGGCCUCAGCUUUUGUUCCUGCUGCUUUUAGAGGCCAAUCCUGAAACCCCAAGCCUAGAGUUAGGCUGCCUCUGGGGGCUCAGGAAGCAGACGCCUCCGUGUCGCCCUGGCUGGGUCUCUAGAGCAGGGCACUUCUCAUGGGAACUGCGGGUCCGGGGGUGGAAGGGGUGGGGCGGUGGGGGGAGCAGAGGACCUGCCACGGCUCCUGUCCUGCCAGCCGCGGGCCUGACACCUGUCGUAUUUACGGACCAGACACUGGGGUGGCAUCCGGACAGCUUGUUCUGGGUGUCGCCAUCUUCGGGCUGUCUGGCUGCACCUUAGAAACUAUUUAUUCACCAAGAGCCCUGGGCACUUCAGGAGGUGUCACUUUGGUUACCUUGAAAAGCCCCCAGGGGCUUGCAAUCUUGGAAAAUAUUUUUGACUAGCUCCUUGAGCUGGAUGUACAAAGGAAUAGGCGUUAUUUUAUUGCUGUAAUAUUGUAUGAUACUGUAACUGUACAUUAAUGUCACUUAUUGUAAAUGUACCAGGGUUUUAUUAACAAUAAACACUUGUUAACAAUGACCUUGGCCUUGUCACUCUUGCUAGAGAGUCGCUCAGAGCUGGGGAAGAGAACCCAGGGCUAAUUCCCUGGUUACUCAGGCCUCCAGCCCCAAGCUGGGUUAGGACUCCCCCUACAUACAUAUACAUACACACACACACACACACACCCCACCCUACCCCUGUCAAACAAGCUAGCUGAAGAUACAAAAUUCUUCUCUGUUAAGCACUUAGGUGCCAUUUAUGAGGACAGAAAAGGUGUUUGUGUGGAGGGACGGGAGCCCCCUGCCAGGAGUAAGAUGGCUGUCAGGGGCUUUUCUGAUCUUCCCUGAGCCCAGGCCACCCCCAGCGCCCUCACGUGGGAACUACCAUUGGGGUUGUC
Molecule: messenger RNA, 5350 nt
Organism: Mirounga angustirostris (Northern elephant seal)
Lineage: Eukaryota; Metazoa; Chordata; Mammalia; Carnivora; Phocidae
Gene: ABTB2
Product: ankyrin repeat and BTB domain containing 2
Exons: 17
Coding region: 417-3494 (1025 amino acids)
Molecular function (GO): protein heterodimerization activity
Source: RefSeq, a predicted model, not a curated record